This is a messenger RNA of Linum trigynum, 420 nucleotides long. The record is from the annotation of a GenBank genome assembly. NCBI's taxonomy places the organism in Eukaryota, Viridiplantae, Streptophyta, Magnoliopsida, Malpighiales, Linaceae.
UCAAACAAAUCUCAAUGCCCAUACCCCCUUUCAAUGCCCAGUCAACGACAUGCAAAUGCAGAAUUCGACUUCUCAACCUGCUCAAAGUCAAGCUCGCAACGUCCCCCUGACAUUAACACACCCUGACAAUUCCAAGAACUCCAAAUUCAAGCACCCUUCGCUGAUCGAUUCGAUCCCUUUGGUCGUUAACCUCGAGAAUCGAAGCUCUAAGUGCUUCAUACCUGUCAUGAACUUCCCAAUUGUUGCGCUUUCCGAAUCUUCUUCAAGAGGGCAAGCCAUGUCUGCCAUGAGGUACUCGUUUGGCACAUUCCCUAGACGCUGGGAAGAAGAUUGAAGCUUAGGGAACCUGGGGAAAAAAUCAAUUCAAUUCAAUCCCAAUCGUUUCUCUAAAUCAUCAUCUAAGAAAUUCGAUUGAAAAUU